Molecule: messenger RNA, 3110 nt
Organism: Erpetoichthys calabaricus (reedfish)
Lineage: Eukaryota; Metazoa; Chordata; Cladistia; Polypteriformes; Polypteridae
Product: gastrula zinc finger protein XlCGF57.1-like
Exons: 3
Coding region: 518-2512 (664 amino acids)
Biological process (GO): regulation of transcription by RNA polymerase II
Cellular component (GO): nucleus
Molecular function (GO): DNA-binding transcription factor activity, RNA polymerase II-specific; RNA polymerase II cis-regulatory region sequence-specific DNA binding
Source: RefSeq, a predicted model, not a curated record
AAAAAAAGGAGGCGGUAGCGAUAACGACGACGACGACGACAUCUAUUUAGCUUUACGGAGAGUGUCCGUCUCGGCUGGACAGCUAUGUCCGCAGUAAGAAUUAUGAGACAAGUGACGAGUGCGUGAAGACGGCAGAACUGAGACGAGAAGGAGAAGCUGAGGACGGUAGCAGGGCAGCAGCCUGGGACAGAAUCCCUGAAAGCGAGAAAAAAAAAAAGGCAGGAAUGUAGUACUGCGCAUGCGGGAGUCUCGCAAAGAAACGAGGACGCUUCGCGGACAGGCAGGAGGGAAUCCCGGGCAGUGAAGAGGCCAUUGGUCGUAUAAAAGUCUGUCCUUGUACCGCAGCAGUUCAGCCAGAAAGCUGCUACUUUUCCACUUUGAUAAGGUUGCAACAUGUAAUGGGUAAUGGCCUCCAAGCCAGGACUCUGAAUGUGAAAGGACAUCCUGCAGAUCAAGGCACAGACACUGGGGAACUGAAGGGAACCUGCUGAACGUGUUCUCACCCGGACAAGGCGUCAUGGAGGAGACACUGUCCCGCAUCAAAGAAGAGGACUGUGAGUGGGAGCCUACCCACCUUCCACUGCACAGUCCCCGUGUGAAACUGGAGGAAUGCGAAAGAAAUAUUUCCACAGUCAAAGAGGAGCCAGGGGAGGCCUUCUUUGACAUUAAAGUGGAGGAUUCAGGGCAUGGCCCCGAUGGCCAUGAAGUGCAGAAACGCAAAAUGUUUAACAUUUUUAAGGAAGAUUCAUCUAUAGAGAGUGCCUCCAGUUUACAGUCAUGUCCAGCAUUGCAAAAGGAGAUGCCUUGUGUAGAAUCCAGUACUGAGAAUCGCUUUCCUCAACAGCCUUCUGUUAAACUGAAUGCCGAAUUACCUGAACUUGCAGAGAAGAAUGAGGGGGGAAUACUUCACAAGAAAGACACUAAAGAACAACCGUCAUCUACAAGGAAGCCUGGAAUAUGCAGAGAAAAGAAGGAGAGCUCACCCCAGUCUUCAGUUACCAAGACGUCUCUUCACCGCCGACCUCAUCUUGAAAAAUGUGAUAAAACUGAGAAGAAAUCGACUUCUGGAUCAGACAGUUCAACAAAAGCCUCUUUGCCUGUUGUAAAACUAGAAAGACUGGAUUCCAGUAGCAGUCAAAUAUAUGUGUAUAAUGCAAACUCUAUGGAUUUUUAUGUCUGCCGAGAGUGUGGGAUAAGUUUUAAAAGUAAAUCUGAUUGUGAGGAUCAUCAGUGGAUUCAUAUGAAACAGAAACCACAUUCCUGUUCUGAAUGUGGCAAGCAAUUUUCACAGAGAAAUUAUCUCAGGAGGCAUAAGAGAAUCCAUGCGGGAGUGAAACCUCAUUGCUGCCCUGAAUGUGGUAAACAGUUCUCAGAUUUAAGCGGCCUUCGGAAACAUGGACGAGUUCAUACUGGUGAGAAGCCGUAUUCUUGUACUGAAUGUGGCAAGCUAUUCUCUGACAGUAGCAGUCUUCAGAAACAUACAAGAAUUCAUACUGGGGAGAAGCCAUAUUUCUGUACUGACUGUGGCAAACGAUUCUCACGCAUUGGCAGUUUUCGUAUACACAGAAGGAUUCACACUGGAGAGAAACCUCAUUGCUGUUCUGAAUGUGGCAAACAAUUCACGUCUGUAAGUGGCCUUCAAAAACACAUGAGAAUUCACACUGGAGAGAAACCAUAUCGCUGUAAGGAAUGUGACAAACGAUUUGCACAAAUAAGUCAUCUUCAGAACCACACACGAAUUCAUACUGGAGAGAAAGUUCAUUGUUGUUCUGAAUGUGGUAAGCUCUUCUCACAAAUAAGCAGUCUUCAGAGCCACAAAAGAAUACACACAGGAGAAAAGCCGUAUUGUUGCUCUGAAUGUGGUAAACGAUUUUCACACAGCACCAAUCUUCAGAAACACACUAGAAUACACACUGGUGAGAAGCCAUAUUGCUGCUCUGAAUGUGGCAAACUAUUCUCGUACAGCAACAAUCUUCAGAAACACAUAAGAAUUCACUUUGGAGAGAAACCUCAUUGCUGCUCUGAAUGCGGCAAGCGAUUUUCACAACUGAACAGUCUGCAGAGCCACAUAAGAAUUCACACUGGAGAAAAACCACAUUGCUGCUCUGAAUGUGGAAAGCGAUUUUCGCAAAUGAGCAAUCUUAAGAGGCACACAAGAAUUCACACGGGAGAGAAACCUCACUGCUGUUCUGAAUGCGGAAAAGGAUUUUCACAAAUUAGCAGCCUAAACAAUCACACGAGAAUUCACACUGGAGAAAGACCUUAUCGUUGUUCUGAAUGCGGCAAGCAGUUCUCUCAGAUAAACCAUCUUCAGAGCCACACACGAGUUCACACAGGAGAGAAGCCACAUUCCUGCUCUGAAUGUGGAAAAAGAUUUUCCCAGGUAUGUAGUCUUCACAAACAUGCCAAAGUUCACACUGGAGACAAACCUCAUUGCUGCUCUCAAUGUGGGAAACGCUUCUCACAAAUAUGCAGUCUUCAGAAACAUGCAAAAAUUCACACUUCAGAUUAAACCUGAUUGCUUCUCCGAAUUUGUCAAACAAUGAUUUAACGAAAGUAGUGCGAAGACACCUGGGAAUCCAUGCCUGAGAAGAAACAGUAUAAGGAAACUUGAGGCUUGUCUGGGAGUCCUGGGGAUAUUUAGGCUAUUACUUUGUCCAGAAAGUGGUCUUAUGGGGAGCACUUGAAACAAAUGUAUGAAAAUAAGACAAAAGUAAAAUAAAAAGUGGUACCAUAACCUACAAGUGUAAUGCACUCUUGACAUAACAACAUGUUAACAUGCUAGAGAAACUGCUUUGCUGUUUUGUUUCUGCAAGGAAUAUUCCACAAUCAGAUACAUGUGGUAGGACACAGUUACGGGAGACAAUUAAAAUAGAAAAAUAUGAUUAGAAAAAAAUCACAGUGGACUUUUAGAUAUGUAAUGGCAGAUGACAAAAAUAUGUACAUCACAAAUUUAUAAAGGCUUUAAGCCACCAUCUUUGACUUCAAAGGCAUACAGAACACAAUAUCACAGCCUCACACUUAAACCACUGACCUUACAGCCAGUGCUGUGUGUGAGGGAUGACGACUAGAGAGGAGAUCGGAGGAUUAAAAAACAGGUAUUGGGCAAA